AUGAACUACGAACGUGUGGAUAAAGAACUCGCCAAGUAUACUGCUGGCGAGCGUAUCGAAAUCUCCGAGGAAGAGUCGAAGCGCCUCAAGAAGAUGAUUGACAAAAGAGUCCUUGUUAUCAUGAUCUUGACGUACUUCAUUCAAGCCCUUGACAAGGGAACGAUGAGUUUCACGAGUAUCAUGGGUAUCAGAGAAGAUCUGAAUCUGCUUGAUUCGAACAAGUUUCCAUGGUUGACAACCUGUAUCUACAUCGCCGUCCUCUUCGUCGAAUAUCCAACCAAUUGGAUCAUUCAGCGCGUACCUAUUGCCAAGUAUCUUUCUCUGAACAUCAUCCUUUGGGGUAUCGUUCUCGCACUUCAUUCUACUGCUACAAACUUUACGACCCUCGUUGUCUGCCGUACCUUCCUGGGUAUCUUCGAAGCCGUCUGUCAGCCUGCUUUCUUGAUCAUGUCAUCCCUUUGGUACAAGAGAGAAGAGCAGGCACAGACAGUAACGUACUGGUACGUCAUGAACGGUGCUCAGCAGAUUGUGGGUGGUCUUUUGGCCUAUGCCUUCUCCCUGCUUGGCAAUGACAGAUCUGUGAAGUCUUAUCAAGCCAUCUUCAUCACCUAUGGUUCGAUCUCUGUAGUCUGGGGUAUCUUCGUACUUUGGUGGCUACCCGACUCGCCCAUGCGUGCUAAGUGCUUCUCCGAGGAAGACAAGAAACUUAUGGUUGAGAGAGUUCGCUCCAACCAGACUGGUCUUCAGAACAAAAAGUUCCGUCCUGAGCAGGUCAAAGAAGCCCUCAUGGACCCUCAGCUCUACUGUUACAUGUUGAUCCAAAUCUGCACCACGCUCCCGACCAGCGGUCUUGGUGCCUUCGCCAACAUCAUCGUCAAGGGCCUUCACUUUACCACUCUCCAGACGCAACUCCUUGCAAUGGUACUUGGUGCCUACAUUGUCAUUGUUCUGCUUACCUCGACCUGGAUCGUAAAGAAGACUGGGCAGAAUCUGCUCGUCAUGGGAGCUUUCGUCAUCCCAUCCUUUGCUGGAACCAUCGUCCUCAUGACAGUCGUAAACACCAAUACUGCCACUCAAGCAGGUCUGUUGUUCUCCUACUACGUCGUUCUCUCCUUCUGGGCCGCACAAACUCUCGCCAUGUCAAUGCUGUCUCGUAACAUUGGUGGCCAAACCAAAAAGUCGGUCGUUGUCGCUGCCAACUUUGCCGCGUGGGCUGCUGGCAAUGCCAUUGGACCUCAAGUCUUCUUGAGCUACGAUGCACCUCGUUACUUUAUCGCUUUCGCUACGCACAUGGGUUGCUACGUCUUGCUCGUUAUCGUUAUUGUAUUCUUGCGCUUCUGGCUUAAGCGCUGUAACGCAAAGAAAGAUGCUUUGGCUGCUGCUGGUGUCGGAGCUGCUGCGGAUGAUUCUUAUACCCAUGCUUUUGAUGAUCUGACUGAUAGAGAGAACCCCAACUUCCGCUAUGUCUACUAG
Aureobasidium subglaciale EXF-2481 is the source of this 1473-nucleotide messenger RNA. RefSeq lists its product as uncharacterized. Lineage: Eukaryota; Fungi; Ascomycota; Dothideomycetes; Dothideales; Saccotheciaceae. Gene Ontology annotation, cellular component: membrane. The coding region runs from base 1 to 1473 and encodes 490 amino acids. Gene Ontology annotation, biological process: transmembrane transport. The transcript has 3 exons. The record is from RefSeq and is a predicted model, not a curated record. Gene Ontology annotation, molecular function: transmembrane transporter activity.